AUGCUAUUAGAGUAUAUGAGGAAAUCAUUAGAUUCCCACUUGCAAUUAGCUGGUAUUUACAAAGAGAAAGGAUUGGUAGACGAGUUGAUUUAGCUCUAAAAAGAUCUUCUUCCACUAUUCAUUGAUAUACCAAAGUCAAAGACUGCAAAGAUUAUUAGAACUCUUUUUGAUCUAACAACUAAGAUUGAAGGAAGGAAUGCAGCAUUAGUUGAGCUCUGCAAAUAUAUCAUUGACUGGUGUGAAAAGGAGAGCAGAUCAUUCCUCAGAAUGAGAAUUGAGAACAAGCUAGCUGAGUUAUACUUCAAAUUGGAGAAAUUCCACGAUUCCCUUCAACUCCUCAAUAAACUUCUUUAUGAGCUCAAAAAGAAGGAGGAUAAGCAACUACUUGUUGAGGCUCAGCUUGUAGAGAGUAAAGUUUAUCAUGCACUAGAAAAUUUACCAAAGGCUAAGGCUUCCCUUACAUCAGUGAAGACCACAGCUAACUCUAUCUAUGUUGUCCCAUUACUUCAAGCUGAAAUUGAUUUCAUGAGUGGAUUGAUUGCUACUGACGAGAAAGACUAUAUCACUGCAUAUUCUUAUUUUUAUGAAACAUUUGAGGGAUACAGAUCUAUGAAUGAUAACACUGCAGGCCAUGCCUUUAAAUUCAUGCUUUUCAGUAAGAUCAUGAGCAGAUAAAGUGAUGAUGCUCUCAAUCUAAUAAACUCUGCAGUUGCCUUAAAGUAUCAAGGAAGAGACGUUGAUGCUAUGAAAGAGGUAGCCUCAGCCAACAAACAAUAAAAUCUAUUAAUCUUUGAGAAAUGCAAGGAUGUUUAUCAAAGAGAACUUCUCGAAGAUCCAGUCAUUAGACGCCACUUCAAUUUCCUAUACAACACCCUGCUUGAAGACAAUCUUAAAAAAAUUAUUGAGCCUUAUUCAGAAGUAUAGAUUGAUUACAUAGCUAAAUAAAUCGGCUUACCUUUUGAUAGAGUUCUUCAAAAGCUAAGUGAGAUGAUUCUUGAUGAGAAAAUUGCAGGAACUUUAGAUCAGGGAAGAGAUUGUCUGAUUAUCUUUGAGAAAGGAGAAUCUGUUGAGAUGUUUGAGCACAGUCUGAAUAUUUUCAAGAACCUAGACUCAGUCAUUGAUUCACUCUACGAUAAGACUCAAAAGUACAAGGAGAAAUACCACCAUUGA
This is a messenger RNA of Stylonychia lemnae, 1170 nucleotides long. NCBI's taxonomy places the organism in Eukaryota, Ciliophora, Spirotrichea, Sporadotrichida, Oxytrichidae. The record is from the annotation of a GenBank genome assembly.